ACAAAAAUCCUUUCCUCCAACUUUCUUUUUUGGCAAAACUCGUUUUUUCUGAACAAUAUUUAGCAAAAAAAAAAACCCAAAUACAGGAAGGAAAGUAUUACAGGAAGGAACUUGCCCCCAAAAAAAAAGGAAAAAAUGAAAGAAACCAAAUACAGGAAGGAUUCGACGAUUCCUAUAAUUACCCGUCGUCUCUUUCACUUUCUCCUUACUCCUCCCAGGAAGAAGCUCCAAAACAAAAAACUACACACACACACAAAGCAGUGGCGUUCAAUGGCGACGGCAAGGAUCUCAAAAGAGGUUAGAAGUGCUAUGCAAUGGUGUUCAAUGGCAAUUGCAAGGACCUCAAAAGGACGAGGCAUGAUAAUUGCUAUGCAAUGGUGUUCAAAAAUUGCGAUUGCAAGGAUCUCGAAAGGGCGAGGAGGGAUCAGAAGCUGUUCAAAGAACAACAGCCAUCGGGAAAAAGACAAAAACAAUCGAGCUGGUAAGGUUCCCAAUCUAUUACCAGAGCUUCCAAUUGAUGUUAUUUCCGAAAUUCUUUCCCGCCUCCCGGUGAAGUCCCUGCUCCGUUUUAGGUGCGUAGGCAAAUCAUGGUGUUCGCUAAUCUCAGACCCACGAUUUAUCAAGACCCAUCUCAAUCGGUCACUGAAAUCUCAAACCCAAGUUUGGGGUUCCUUUCGGUAUGUUAAAAAGGGGUUUUAUCCUCUAUGUCAACAUGGACCAUCGCAUCUCAAUGCCAUGGAUUAUUGUUGCUCCAAUUUUCGCAAGAUCGAUUUUGGUCGGGAAGGUGAGUCUGCUUAUCGUGGUUUUCUCGGCUCUUGCCAUGGAUUGCUCUGCGUGGAUAAUUACAUAGAUGGUGAAUUAAAUCUUCGUUUAUGGAAUCCAUCGACAGAGAAUCUAAAAGGAUACCGGAGUUUAAAUUGCCAACUACAAAUUCAGGGUGGAUGAGAAGAGACCGUGUUUUUGGAGCGUUGGGGUUUGGUUAUGACGAUUCAAAUGAUGAUUACAAGGUGGUUUUUUACUGUAACGCUAAAAGAGACAGGCUUGAAGCUCAAGUUCAUGUGUAUUCUUUGAGAAAAAAUUCUUGGAGAAGGAUUCAAGCAUAUUGUUGUUUUUCGGUAGAUUAUGCCCAUCCUGUUCAUUAUGUUAAUGGAGUUCUCCAUUGGAUGGCCUGGCCCUCUCUGGAUCCGGGGGAUCCUAGGAGGAGCAUUCUUUCCUUUAAUUUAGCAAAAGAAACAUUUCUGGAAAUACUGCAGCCUAAUUAUGGUGAUGGAAGUUGGUUAUGGAGUAUUGGGGUCUUAGAAGAAUCCCUUUGUGUGCUUUCUGACAAUAGCAAAUAUCACGCUGAUGUUUGGGUGAUGAAGGAGUAUGGCGUGGAGCUGUCGUGGACUAAACUGCUCGCAAUCUCAUAUGCAGAAAAUCCAGGAUUAUUUCGGCCCUUUCCUUUUGAUGGUUGCAAACCAAACGUAGACACGGACAAAGCUGACCGCAGACCCUUGCCUUUUACUAUGGCAAAGAAGGGUGAAAUUGUGUUUGAUGUUGGGCGGGAUUUGGUUUUAUACAAUUACAAGGAUGAAACAUUCAAGUAUUCUUUUGCUUCCUUGAUGGAUGCCCACGGGCAUUUUGGUUGGCACACCUUUAGUGAGAGCCUAGUUUCACCAAACGCUUAUGGCAAAGGUUGACUGGUUGAGAUAUGGAGGGGUAUGGAAGAAGGUAGAGACUGAUACUUUUACAUCCAUUUGAUACCAAAUUUCUCAACUUUCAUUGCUAAUUUUUUGUUAAUGUAAUUCUGCGAUAUUGACUUUGACAACCCAACAUGUCAGUCUCUGACUGUAUUGUGGAUUAUAUUAGUUCGUUUUCCCUUUUCUAGCU
Molecule: messenger RNA, 1869 nt
Organism: Rhododendron vialii
Lineage: Eukaryota; Viridiplantae; Streptophyta; Magnoliopsida; Ericales; Ericaceae
Product: F-box/kelch-repeat protein At3g06240-like
Exons: 1
Coding region: 873-1679 (268 amino acids)
Source: RefSeq, a predicted model, not a curated record